GGCCUCUUUAGUCACAUUUCUAAAUGGAUCAGAGUCAGUUGUUGGAUAUUUCUUGAGCAAUCAUGUUGAUUGGCAAAAUUUUGAUAUUUUCCCUACUUAUCGGAUUCUUAGAGGCCCAGAUCUGCGAGGUGAAGCGUGUCAGCAGUGUGAAUGGAAAGCGUGUGGAAAGGAAAAUACAAACCUGCUGCAGGGGAUACCGACGAUUGGGAAAGGGGCCAAAGAUUAGAUGUGUGGCCACCUGCCAGCGGCCCUGUGGGAGUGGCACGUGCUCCAAACCAAAUGUUUGCACCUGCAACAGUGGAUACAAAAAUUUCAACAAUGUCCCCUCUAAUCGUUGUGUUCCGGCCUGCAAGGGUGGCUGCAGCAAGGGCACAUGCCAGUCUCCCGGACGGUGCGUCUGCUCCAAGGACCACAUUCUGGACGCCGCCAGCGGCAACUGUCUGCCUCACUGCCCCAGCGGCUGUGCCAACGGCAACUGCGUACUGCCCAACAAGUGCAACUGCAACGAAGGCUACUCGCUGAACGCCACCAGCCAGACAUGCCAUCCCCUCUGCGAUCAGAACUGUGCCUCGGGCAACGGUGUCUGUGCGGCCCCUAAUCACUGCGAGUGCAAGAAAGGCUACUUGCUGGACAAAGAAUCUAAGUCGUUUAUGUGUCGACCAGUGUGCAGCAUGGGCUGCGAUAACGGAGUUUGUCGCGCACCCGAUGUAUGCGAGUGCAAGAGGAACUACCAGAAGGGACCCGAUAGGAACUGCGUGCCCAUCUGCGAUUACGGUUGCAUGAAUGGCAACUGCACGGCGCCGGACGUCUGUGAGUGCCACAAAGGUUACUCCCCCAUCAGCGAGUCGAUCUGCCUACCCGUCUGCAGCGGAGGGUGCCUGAACGGAUUAUGUGAAGCGCCAGAUGUUUGCACGUGCAACCAGGGCUAUAUGAAGCAGGGCAACAUCUGUGCGCCAGUUUGUGAGGGAGGAUGUGAAAAUGGCCUUUGCGAGUCUCCCGGAAAAUGUACCUGCAAUAAAGGAUACGGGAAGGAGAGUGAGAACAGAUGUGUUCCCAUCUGCGAGGGCGGAUGUGAGAACGGGCUCUGCGAGUCUCCAGGAAGAUGUUCCUGUAAAGAAGGAUACGCAAAGGAGAGUGAGAACAGAUGUGUUCCCAUCUGCGAGGCUGGAUGUGAGAACGGAUUCUGCGAGUCUCCCGGAAAGUGUUCCUGCAACGAAGGAUACGCAAUGGAGAGUGAGAACAGAUGUGUUCCCAUUUGCGAGGCCGGAUGUGAGAACGGAUUCUGCGAGUCUCCAGGAAGAUGUUCUUGCAACGAAGGAUACGCAAAAGAGAGUGAGAACAGAUGUGCCCCCAUUUGCGAAGGCGGGUGUGAGAACGGAUUCUGCGAGUCUCCCGGAAAGUGUUCCUGCAACGAAGGAUACGCAAAAGAAAGUGAGAACAGAUGUGUUCCCAUCUGCAAGGGCGGAUGUGAGAACGGAUUCUGCGAGUCCCCCGGAAAGUGUUCCUGCAACGAAGGAUACGCAAUGGAGAUUGAGAACAGAUGUGCUCCUAUUUGUGAGGAUGGAUGUGAAAAUGGAUUCUGCGAGUCUCCCGGAAAGUGUUCCUGCAACGAAGGAUACGGAAAGGAGAGUGAGAACAGAUGUGCUCCCAUUUGUGAGGACGGAUGUGCGAACGGAUUCUGCGAGUCUCCCGGAAAGUGUUCCUGCAACGAAGGAUACGCAAUGGAGAGUGAGAACAGAUGUGCUCCCAUUUGUGAGGGCGGAUGUGAGAACGGAUUCUGCGAGUCUCCCGGAAAGUGUUCCUGCAACGAAGGAUACGCAAUGGAGAGUGAGAACAGAUGUGCUCCCAUUUGUGAGGGCGGAUGUGAGAACGGAUUCUGCGAGUCUCCCGGAAAGUGUUCCUGCAACGAAGGAUACGGAAAGGAGAGUGAGAACAGAUGUGCUCCCAUUUGUGAGGACGGAUGUGCGAACGGAUUCUGCGAGUCUCCCGGAAAGUGUACCUGCAACGAAGGAUACGGAAAGGAGAGUGAGAACAGAUGUGUUCCCAUCUGCGAGGGCGGAUGUGAGAACGGAUUCUGCGAGUCUCCCGGAAAGUGUUCCUGCCACGAAGGAUACGCAAAGGAAAGUGAGAACAGAUGUGCUCCCAUUUGUGAGGACGGAUGUGAGAACGGAUUCUGCGAGUCUCCCGGAAAGUGUACCUGCAACGAAGGAUACGGAAAGGAGAGUGAGAACAGAUGUGUUCCCAUCUGCGAGGGCGGAUGUGAGAACGGAUUCUGCGAGUCUCCAGGAAGAUGUUCUUGCAACGAAGGAUACGCAAAGGAGAGUGAGAACAGAUGUGCUCCCAUAUGCGAAGGCGGGUGUGAGAACGGAUUCUGCGAGACUCCCGGAAAGUGUACCUGCAACGAAGGAUACGGAAAGGAGAGUGAGAACAGAUGUGUUCCCAUCUGCGAGGGCGGAUGUGAGAACGGAUUCUGCGAGUCUCCCGGAAAGUGUUCCUGCCACGAAGGAUACGCAAAGGAAAGUGAGAACAGAUGUGCUCCCAUUUGUGAGGACGGAUGUGCGAACGGAUUCUGCGAGUCUCCCGGAAAGUGUACCUGCAACGAAGGAUACGGAAAGGAGAGUGAGAACAGAUGUGUUCCCAUCUGCGAGGGCGGAUGUGAGAACGGAUUCUGCGAGUCUCCCGGAAAGUGUUCCUGCCACGAAGGAUACGCAAAGGAAAGUGAGAGCAGAUGUGCUCCCAUUUGUGAGGACGGAUGUGAGAACGGAUUCUGCGAGUCUCCCGGAAAGUGUACCUGCAACGAAGGAUACGGAAAGGAGAGUGAGAACAGAUGUGUUCCCAUCUGCGAGGGCGGAUGUGAGAACGGAUUCUGCGAGUCUCCAGGAAGAUGUUCUUGCAACGAAGGAUACGCAAAGGAGAGUGAGAACAGAUGUGCUCCCAUAUGCGAAGGCGGGUGUGAGAACGGAUUCUGCGAGACUCCCGGAAAGUGUUCCUGCCACGAAGGAUACGCAAAAGAAAGUGAGAACAGAUGUGCUCCCAUUUGUGAGGACGGAUGUGAGAAUGGAUUUUGCGAGUCUCCCGGAAAGUGUUCCUGCAUCGAAGGAUACGGAAAGGAGGGUGAGAACAGAUGUGCUCCCAUUUGUGAGGGCGGAUGUGAGAACGGAUUCUGCGAGUCUCCCGGAAAGUGUUCCUGCAACGAAGGAUACGCAAUGGAGAGUGAGAACAGAUGUGUUCCCAUCUGCGAGGACGGAUGUGAGAACGGAUUCUGCGAGUCUCCCGGAAAGUGUUCCUGCCACGAAGGAUACGCAAAAGAAAGUGAGAACAGAUGUGCUCCCAUUUGUGAGGACGGAUGUGAGAACGGAUUCUGCGAGUCUCCCGGAAGGUGUUCCUGCAACGAAGGAUACGCAAUGGAGAGUGAGAACAGAUGUGUUCCCAUCUGCGAGGACGGAUGUGAGAACGGAUUCUGCGAGUCUCCCGGAAAGUGUUCCUGCAUCGAAGGAUACGGAAAGGAGAGUGAGAACAGAUGUGCUCCCAUUUGUGAGGGCGGAUGUGAGAACGGAUUCUGCGAGUUUUCCGGAAAGUGUUCCUGCAACGAAGGAUACGCAAUGGAGAGUGAGAACAGAUGUGCUCCCAUUUGUGAGGAUGGAUGUGAGAACGGAUUCUGCGAGUCUCCCGGAAAGUGUUCCUGCAACGAAGGAUACGCAAUGGAGAGUGAGAACAGAUGUGCUCCCAUUUGUGAGGGCGGAUGUGAGAAUGGAUUCUGCGAGUCUCCCGGAAAGUGUUCCUGCAUCGAAGGAUACGGAAAGGAGAGUGAGUACAGAUGUGCUCCCAUUUGUGAGGGCGGAUGUGAAAACGGAUUUUGCGAGUCUCCCGGAAAGUGUUCCUGCAUCGAAGGAUACGGAAAGGAGGGUGAGAACAGAUGUGCUCCCAUUUGUGAGGGCGGAUGUGAGAACGGAUUCUGCGAGUCUCCCGGAAAGUGUUCCUGCAACGAAGGAUACGCAAUGGAGAGUGAGAACAGAUGUGCUCCCAUUUGUGAGGACGGAUGUGAGAACGGAUUCUGCGAGUCUCCCGGAAGGUGUGCCUGCAUCGAAGGAUACGCAAAAGAAAGUGAGAAAAAAUGUAUUCCCAUCUGCGACGGCCGAUGUGAGAACGGAUUCUGCGUGGCGCCUGGGCUGUGCUCGUGUAUCGAAGGAUACAUCAGGAUCAGAGAAGGCACCUGCAAGCCCUAUUGCCCAAAUGGAUGUUUCAAUGGCUCCUGCGUCGCACCCAAUGUUUGUAAUUGCGAGAAUGGUUCUGUCUAUGAGUUCUCGUCAGGGAUGUGUGUCCCUGAGAAGAAUGAUCUCCUUGGCGGCCGAAGCACAGGUCAUCUUGGAUCUGCCACCUCGACUACUAGCUGGUACGACGAAUCCACGGAUUCAGAGAUUUCCUCCUCGAUACCCGAUCUGUUAUUUUGGUGCGAGAAGUUCUGCUGGAACGGGACGUGCGUUGAGGAGCAGUGUACUUGCGAGCCAAACUACAAGCUUCACAGAGACGACGGGGACGAUGGACGGCUUCUGUGCCUCCCAAUAUGCGAGAUGGAGUGCAUCAACGGGUACUGCCUGUUUCCCGGAAUGUGUACUUGCUUCGAUGGUGCCGAGCCGGCUGCCGGUUACCUGUGCCAGCUUCCAGAAGGAUCGGGCACGGGGGAGCAAUCCUAUGGCCAGAUGAGCGGCAAAAACCGAUUGAAAUGGGUGUUCAUUGCGAUCGGGAUCGUUGCGCUGGUUUUGUCCAUUGUCAUUGCGUUUCUGAUGUGUUAUAUCUACAAGAAGCGUAGCUAUCGAGUGGACAAGAACGAAAAACAAUUUGGAGUGUACUUUUCUGCAAAUAAGGUAGAUGUCAUUCGAGCUUAAGCUUUAAUUUUAAGAUCACACAAUUCUCUCAUUAUAAAAUAAAGUUUAUAGUAUGAAUGA
Messenger RNA from Drosophila pseudoobscura, 4946 nucleotides. RefSeq names its product eater (gene eater). The record is from RefSeq and is a predicted model, not a curated record. The coding region runs from base 63 to 4886 and encodes 1607 amino acids. Lineage: Eukaryota; Metazoa; Arthropoda; Insecta; Diptera; Drosophilidae. The transcript has 4 exons.